Molecule: messenger RNA, 365 nt
Organism: Staurois parvus
Lineage: Eukaryota; Metazoa; Chordata; Amphibia; Anura; Ranidae
Source: the annotation of a GenBank genome assembly
ACCAGGUACAGGGCUCAUGGGAAACAUACACCAAGGCCCAGAUCACAGGCCUGGUCAUUUCCAACACCUCCUGCAAUCAGCCCCAGGUGUUGGCUGACUACAGGAGUGAGCUUCUGGCUGCUGAGAGCACCCGCUGAAUCACAUGAUAUGGAGGGGUUCGGAACACCUGAAUCACAUGAUAUGGAGGGGAUUGGAACACCUGAAUCACAUGAUAUGGAGGGGAUUGGAACACCUGAAUCACAUGAUAUGGAGGGGAUUGGAACACCUGAAUCACAUGGUAUGGAGGGGAUUGGAAACACCUGAAUCACAUGGUAUGGAGGGGAUUGGAACACCUGAAUCACAUGAUUGGGAGGGAAUUGGAACAA